Molecule: messenger RNA, 4690 nt
Organism: Olea europaea var. sylvestris
Lineage: Eukaryota; Viridiplantae; Streptophyta; Magnoliopsida; Lamiales; Oleaceae
Product: probable serine/threonine protein kinase IREH1
Exons: 18
Coding region: 232-4350 (1372 amino acids)
Biological process (GO): intracellular signal transduction; peptidyl-serine phosphorylation
Molecular function (GO): protein serine/threonine kinase activity; ATP binding
Source: RefSeq, a predicted model, not a curated record
UUCAGAGUCACAUUCUUUUCCUUUCUUAUCCAUUUCCAUCCAUAGUCCAAAAUUUUCAACUCAGCACCAGUCUCAAAAAAACCCAACGUACAUACAGAGAGAGUGAAAGCGAGUGAGAGUGAUGCUGUUUCCACUGCUUCAGCCAUUAGCCUGCAUUUAUCCAUGGCAGGGCUGCGAUGUAGCUCAAAAUUUUAAGAAAAUAUAAAGAGGAAACAAGGAAGAAGGAUAAAGAUGGUGUUUAAGGGGAGAUUUUUCUCUUCCAAAAAAUCCGACACUUCAAGCAGCGAUGGAUCCUCCAACUGUCCUAGAUCUACAGUUUCAAACUCCAGUUCCCCAAUUGGAUCCGAUAAAAAGAAACCUAAAUCAUCGUUCAAAGAUAAAUCCACUGUAGCCAUCACUCGCACUUCCACACCCACCAGCAGCAGCAAAAACGAAAAAAAGGAUUCAAAAUACAAAGAAGCUCAAAAUUUAAGUAGAUCCAGUUCCGGAAUAUUGGGUUCUUCUUCUUCUUCCAAGUUGAAUAAAUCCGAGGAGGCGGCAGCAAGUCCUAAGUCGGCGUCGGUUUCUCCACUAGUGGCAUCGUCUUUGGGUUUAAACAAGAUAAAGACCCGAUCGGGGCCGUUGCUACAGGAGAGUUUCUUAAGUUUUGGGAGUAGGGAUAAGGGGGCUUCGUUGGGUUCUAGUAACUUGUCGAAGCCACUUGGUGGUAGCGGCGACAUUGGUGGUGGUGUUGAUGGCGGUUUGAGUUUGGGGUCUGGGAAGGAGGUGAAGUUAUUGGUGGAAAAUGCUGACAGUCGGAACCAUUCGGAUAACACAUCGAUGGAGAGCGGACCAUCACGGGACCAGAGCCCGCACGUGGUCCAGGCCCAGGUUCGUUCUCGCCUUCAAAAUGGGGAGUCAUCUUCUGAAACUGCUGGUCGAUUCAAUGCAUCAUGUGGUCAUUCUGGAGGGGUAAGGAGUUCAGAUGCAUGUACGCCUGAGAUAAAGGCAUCAUAUGAUUGUGAGAACCCGAAGGAGUCUGAAUCUCCCCGUUUUCAAGCUAUACUCCGUGUUACAAGUGCUCCCAGGAAGAGGCUUCCUGGUGAUAUCAAAAGUUUCUCUCAUGAAUUGAAUUCCAAAGGUGUACGACCAUACCCAUUUUGGAAGCCUCGACGCUUAAAUAAUCUGGAGGAGGUAUUAACUAUGAUAAGGACAAAAUUUGACAAGGCAAAGGAAGAAGUGGAUUCUGAUCUGCAUAUUUUUGCAGCAGACCUGGUUGGAAUUCUGGAAAAGAAUGUAGAAAGUCAUCCAGAAUGGCAGGAGACUUUAGAGGACUUGUUGGUUUUGGCUCGGAGCUGUGCCAUGACAUCUCCUGGAGAAUUUUGGCUUCAGUGUGAAGGCAUAGUUCAAGAUUUGGAUGAUAAGCGUCAGGAACUUCCUAUGGGAAUGCUUAAGCAACUUCAUACUCGAAUGCUUUUCAUUCUCACGAGGUGCACAAGAUUGUUGCAGUUCCACAAGGAAAGUGCGUUCACUGAGGAUGACCAUGUUUUUCAGCUCCGGCAAUCACUACAGCCUGCAGAUAAACAUGUUUCUCAGGUUGUGGAAAAGGAUAAGAAUAUUCCUAGUGCUUCAAAAGCCACGAAGACACCGUCUGCAAGAAAAUACUACAGUCAAGAACAACAUGGAUUAGAGUGGAAAAGAGACUAUGCUGCAAAAGGAAAUUUUCAACCCUCACCUGCUGGCACUGCAAACGAGGUAGAUUCUACUGCUAGUGGGAAUCAGAUGGCUUCUUGGAAGCAAUUUUCUUCUUCUUCUAGAAAAAGUCCCAAAGACGCUGCUUCAUCGAAGGAACAGAAUGACAAAAUCAUGGAAGCUUCGAAACUAUUAAACAGCAGGAGAGGAAAUCAUGAUGCCGUUCUGGCUACUGCUAAUGCUAAUGUUAAUGUUACUGAGCUUCCUCCUGCUAAAGAUUCUACUGGACAGUCUGCCAUGCCCUCCAAGCACCAACAUAAAGUUUCCUGGGGCUACUGGGGAGAUCAGCCAGGCAUUGCUGAUGAAAGCUCAAUAAUUUGUCGCAUUUGUGAGGAGCAGGUUCCCACUUUGCAUGUGGAAGACCACUCUAGAAUUUGUGCAAUUGCUGAUCGAUGUGAUCAAAAGGGUUUAAGUGUCAAUGAACGCCUACUUAGAAUUGCUGGAACUCUUGAGAAGCUGAUGGAUUCAUUUUCACAGAAGGACUUCCAACAUGCUGUUGGAAGCCCAGAUGUCGUCAAAGUAUCAAACUCAAGUGUGACAGAAGAAUCGGAUCUUCUUUCUCCAAAACUCAGUGAUUGGUCUCGUAGAGGCUCAGAAGACACGCUGGAUUGUUUUCCAGAAACAGACAAUUUCUUAUUCAUGGACGAGCUCAAGGGUUUGCCUUCCAUGCUAUCUAAAACUCGCUUUGGUCCAAAAUCGGACCAAGGAAUGACAACAUCAUCGGCAGGAAGCAUGACUCCUAGGUCACCAUUGAUGACACCAACAAUGAGCCAGAUAGACUUGCUUUUGUCUGGGAAAGGUUCUUUCUCUGAACAUGGUGAUCUUCCUCAGGUGGGGCAAGUAUGUGGUCUAUCAGUACCGAGAGUGGCCUCCACCACCAGAGACCUAAAAAGGAGAAUAUUUUGCUUCAUGUGCAAAGCCCUAACAGACGUUAUACAUCUUCCAAAAUUUCCAUUUUAUUUUUUGUUGACAGAUGGAUCUUAUAUAUAUCGCACAAUGAAGUACGAAAUGGGUGGAUAUCUAUAUGUUUCGAAAUCUGCACAUCUGAUGAAUGAACUCGCUGAUAUAGCUCGAUGUGUAGCAAAUGCACCUCUGGAUGAUGAUCGCUCUUUGUCAUACCUGCUUUCUUGUCUUGAAGACUUGAAGGUUGUCACAGACCGUAGAAAAUUUGAUGCCCUCACUGUGGAGACUUUUGGAGCACGUAUAGAGAAGUUGAUAAGGGAGAAAUAUUUGCAAUUAUGCGAAUUAGUUGAUGAUGUAAAGGUUGAUAUAUCAAGCACUGUAAUUGACGAAGAUGCUCCUUUAGAUGAUGAUGUUGUACGUAGCUUGCGAACUAGUCCUUUACAUUCUACUAAAGAUCGGACCUCAAUAGAUGACUUUGAGAUUAUAAAACCAAUCAGCCGUGGGGCAUUUGGCCGGGUUUUCUUGGCAAAAAAGAGAACAACAGGGGAUCUGUUUGCGAUAAAGGUUCUUAAGAAGGCAGAUAUGAUAAGGAAGAAUGCUGUUGAGAGUAUUUUGGCUGAACGUAAUAUAUUGAUCUCUGUUCGCAAUCCUUUUGUGGUUCGUUUCUUCUAUUCAUUUACUUGUCGAGAAAAUUUGUAUCUUGUAAUGGAGUACUUGAAUGGCGGAGAUCUGUAUUCAUUACUGAGAAAUCUAGGCUGCUUAGAUGAAGAUGUUGCUCGAGUAUAUAUAGCUGAAGUUGUGCUUGCAUUGGAAUAUUUGCACUCUCUGCGUGUGGUUCAUCGUGAUCUAAAGCCUGAUAAUUUGUUGAUUGCACAUGAUGGUCAUGUCAAGUUGACGGACUUUGGGCUAUCUAAAGUUGGUCUCAUCAACAGUACUGAUGAUUUAUCGGGUCCUGCUGUUUGCGGAACAUCCCUAAUGGAAGAUGAUGAACCUCAAUUGUCUGUAUCUGACCAUCAGCAAGAAAGGCGCAAGAAACGCUCUGCUGUGGGUACACCAGACUAUUUGGCACCUGAGAUUCUUCUAGGAACUGGGCAUGGCUUUACUGCCGAUUGGUGGUCUGUUGGUGUCAUACUAUUUGAGUUGAUUGUUGGAAUUCCUCCUUUUAACGCUGAGCAUCCUCAGAAAAUAUUUGAUAAUAUUCUCAACCGCAAGAUACCUUGGCCACAGGUCCCUGAAGAAAUGAGCCCUGAAGCACAUGACUUGAUUGAUCAGUUACUGACAGAAGAUCCUAAUGAGAGACUUGGAGCAAGAGGAGCAUCUGAAUUGAAGCAGCAUCCAUUUUUCAGAGAUAUUAAUUGGUACACGCUUGCUAGACAAAAGGCUGCUUUUGUCCCUGCCUCUGAGAGUGUACUGGAUACCAGUUACUUCACCAGUCGUUUCUCCUGGAAUCCUUCGGAUGAACAGGUCUAUGCAGCUAGUGAAUUCGAAGAUUCAAGUGACAAUGGUAGCAUGAGUGAUAUCAGCAGUUGCCUGAGCAAUCGGCAUGAUGAACUGGGAGAUGAAUGCGGUGGUCUUGCGGAAUUCAACUCAGGCUCUGAUAUCAAUUAUUCCUUCAGCAAUUUCUCGUUUAAGAACCUGUCCCAGCUUGCUUCUAUCAACUACGACUUGCUUACCAAAGGUUUGAAAGACGACCCACCGACAAAUUCUAGUGCAUAAAUACGGGAACCCUUCUGUGUGUACACCCUGUAAAUGUAUGAUCUUCAUUCGUUGAACUUUUUACUAGGUAACGGACUAUAUUCUAUGACUAUAUAAAUCAACACACACAGCUAGUUGUUGAUUGCAGACACAGAAGCAGCUUAAAGACUGUUAUCUUGGGGGAUGUAGUACUGUACGUGUCUUAUUUAUACACACUUUGUCGCAGUUCUUCAAUUGUAACGGUUAAAAGAGUUGUUAUAUUUGGUUUGAGGCCGUCAAUGUGUGUUGUAAUAUGCACAGCUCUGUAAUUUUGUUUCUUCUUCAUAGCAAUGAGAACAAAUGCCUUUGAUUACUUUCUGUA